AUGUUCCGCAACGCCCUCCGCCAGUCCUCUCGCGCUGUCGGCGCCGUCGCUGCUGGCCGAGUCUCCGUGACUCGAAAUGCCGCACCGGCCGCCAUCAACGCUGUCCGCACCUACGCUUCCGACGCAAAGGCCUCGCCCACUGAGGUCUCUUCUAUCCUCGAGCAGCGAAUCCGUGGUGUCCAGGAGGAGUCCGGUCUUGCUGAGACUGGCCGUGUCCUGUCUGUUGGUGAUGGUAUCGCCCGUGUUCACGGUAUGGCCAACGUCCAGGCUGAGGAGCUUGUCGAGUUCGCUUCCGGCGUCAAGGGCAUGUGCAUGAACCUCGAGGCCGGCCAGGUCGGUGUCGUGCUGUUCGGUUCCGAUCGUCUGGUCAAGGAGGGCGAGACUGUCAAGCGUACCGGUGAAAUUGUCGACGUCCCUGUCGGCCCUGAGCUGCUCGGCCGUGUCGUCGAUGCUCUGGGUAACCCCAUUGACGGCAAGGGCCCUCUCAACACCAAGGAGAAGCGCCGUGCUCAACUCAAGGCUCCCGGUAUCCUGCCCCGCAAGUCCGUCAACCAGCCCGUGCAGACCGGUCUCAAGUCCGUCGACGCCAUGGUUCCCAUUGGCCGUGGUCAGCGUGAGUUGAUCAUUGGUGACCGUCAGACUGGUAAGACUGCCGUCGCUCUCGACACCAUCCUUAACCAGAAGCGAUGGAACAACUCCAACGACGAGACCAAGAAGCUUUACUGCAUCUACGUCGCCGUCGGCCAGAAGCGAUCCACUGUCGCUCAGCUCGUCAAGACCCUGGAGGAGAACGACGCCAUGAAGUACUCCAUCGUCGUCGCCGCUACUGCCUCUGAGGCCGCCCCUCUGCAGUACAUUGCCCCCUUCACCGGUGCGUCUAUUGGUGAAUGGUUCCGUGAUAAUGGAAAGCACUCCCUGGUCAUCUACGACGAUCUGUCCAAGCAGGCCGUUGCCUACCGUCAAAUGUCCCUGCUGCUGCGUCGUCCCCCCGGACGUGAGGCUUACCCCGGUGACGUUUUCUACCUGCACUCCCGUCUGCUGGAGCGUGCUGCCAAGCUCAACGACAAGCACGGUGGUGGUUCCAUGACUGCCCUGCCCGUCAUUGAGACCCAGGGUGGUGACGUGUCUGCCUACAUUCCCACCAACGUCAUUUCCAUUACCGAUGGCCAGAUCUUCCUGGAGUCCGAGCUGUUCUACAAGGGUAUCCGACCUGCCAUCAACGUCGGUCUGUCCGUCUCUCGUGUCGGUUCCGCCGCUCAGCUCAAGGCCAUGAAGCAGGUCGCUGGUUCCCUGAAGCUCUUCUUGGCCCAGUACCGUGAGGUUGCCGCUUUCGCCCAGUUCGGUUCCGAUCUUGAUGCUGCCACCAAGCAGACCCUGUCCCGUGGUGAGCGUUUGACCGAGCUCCUGAAGCAGAAGCAGUACUCCCCCAUGGCCGUUAACGAGAUGGUUCCCCUCAUCUACGCUGGUAUCAACGGUCACCUCGACGCUAUCCCCGUCGACCAGAUCCUCAAGUGGGAGUCUGACUUCCUUGCCCACCUCAAGACCAACGAGUCCGACCUGCUCGCCACUAUUGACAAGGAGGGUGCCCUGAGCAAGGACCUCGAGGCCAGACUCAAGGACGUCACCGUCAACUUCGUCAAGAGCUUCCUCAGCUAA
Molecule: messenger RNA, 1656 nt
Organism: Trichoderma breve
Lineage: Eukaryota; Fungi; Ascomycota; Sordariomycetes; Hypocreales; Hypocreaceae
Product: ATP synthase alpha/beta family, nucleotide-binding domain-containing protein
Exons: 7
Coding region: 1-1656 (551 amino acids)
Biological process (GO): proton transmembrane transport; proton motive force-driven ATP synthesis
Molecular function (GO): ATP binding; proton-transporting ATP synthase activity, rotational mechanism; ADP binding
Source: RefSeq, a predicted model, not a curated record